AUGGCUCAAGCCCCUUCUGCUCCUCCAAUGCCUCCAGCGAUGGGUGGUACUUCUGAUGAUCAUGGUUCUUUUCAGGGGGUACCUCAUGCUGCUCCUGCAAAGCCUCAAAAGGAUGCAGGUGUAACGAGAGUUUUGUCAACGAAUACUGUGGGUUUAAUCAAAGCAUGGGAAGAAAGAGAGAAGGCUAAACUGGAAAACAAGGCAAAUAAAAGGUUAUCUAAUGUUGGAACGUGGGAACGAAGCAAGCAAGCAGGUAUUGAAGCGCAACAAAGGAAGUAUGAGGAGAAACUAGAAAAGAAGAAGGCAUUGUACUUUGAGAAGAUGCAAAACAAAAUAGCUGAAGUCCAUAAGGAAGCAGAAGAGAAGAGGAUGAUGGUUCAAGCUGCAAAAAAGGAAGAAUGCCAGAAGCCCAAGUUGGACCCUUUGGACCAAAUGGAGCUCAAGUUUGGUCGCAUGAUCGGUGAAGACCCCAAACUCACACUUGCCAAGAUAUUGGGUAGGAAAGCAAACCCAGAAGCUAGUUAUAUGGAUAUUGAGAAGAGCUUUUACAAGAACAAGGGUAAGAUAGUUGAGAUAAAGGAGGUACCUUUUGGUGUGCCCAAGAAUGCUGAGAAAGUUAAGUCAUCUCCCUUGGAUGGUUUGAAUUUGGCUCGGCCGGUGCCGAAAAAAGGAGUUAAAUUUGAGGUUGAUGAUAAGCCUAGAGGGUCUGAGGUUAAGAAGUUGAGUCGACCUGUUGCGCCAAAGGGUGUGGAUGGUAGUAAAGGUAGUGUUCCUAAUGUGAUUUUGAGGAAACCGAGUUUGUUUAGUGAGGAUGAUGUUGAGGAUACGCGGUCGAGGCUGAGGAUUAAACCGAAUUUGUCAUUGAAGAUGAGGAUUGAGCAGCCUAAGGAGAAGUUUAGUGAUAUGACAUUGUUGAGAAAGCCCGAGCCAGUGAUUGUUGAUGAAGAUAGUGAAAAGAAACAAGAUGAAUCGUCUAGUAGUGUAGGUAGGAAUGGUGUUGGUGAUAUGACAUUGUUGAGAAAACCCGAGGCAGAGAGUAUUAAUGGAAGUAUUGGAAAGAUACAAGAGCAAUCUAGUAGUGUAGAUAUGAGUGUUAUUGGUGAUGCAGAAAUGGAGAUGUUGAGUGAAGAAGUCAAUAAUGAAGUUAGUGGUUUCACUCUAUUGGAAAAGCCCAAAGCAUUAAGUAUGGAAAAAAAUAUUGAAAGUGAUAAUGAGGAAUUUGAGCAAGAAGAGUCUAGUGUUAUUGUAGAUACUGAUGGCUUCAAGGAUCUAUCUGAAGUUGCUGCAACGAGCGAUCUAAGAAGACCCAGUCUCGAGGAAUCCAGGGAUGGUUUACUUGCAAAGAUUCCCAGUCAAACAGAUGAUUACCCUAUAGGAUUACAGCCACAUAAGCAGAGCACUAUGGCGUCCAGUAAGGAGGUCAUUGAUGAGGAUGAAAUGUCUAGUACAAGUUCACCUGAUUCUAAUGUUGAACUUUAUGUAGAUGCUGCGCUACAAGGAAAACCAAAACGGUUGGACCAACCUGUGAAAAAAGCAUCUGUGAAUGCAGAAAGCAUUGCUGCUGAGCUUGAGAAUCCCCUCUCUACAUCUCCCAGUGGACAUGAAGAUGCUGAUUGGAUUGCAGCUGAAGAAUUGGUUAAGACUGGAAAUAGGGGAGAUGUAGAAGUUAUAAGUGCCAGCACCAGAGGUUUUGUUGUAUCUUUUCGCUCUUUAGUAGGAUUUCUGCCAUACCGUAAUCUGGCUUUCAAGUGGAAAUUCUUAGCUUUUGAGUCAUGGUUAAGACGAAAGGGUUUAGAUCCGUCCUUGUACAGGCGAAAUCUUGGAAUUAUUGGAAGCUAUGAUGUCACAAACAAGAUUAAUCCAAGCCUAGAAAAUGAUGAUAUUGUUAUUAAAAAUGAGGGAGAAGUUACACCGGAUAUGACACUGGAAGAACUUCUUGGGAUAUAUGACCAAGAGAAAAUCAAAUUCUUGUCAUCAUUUAUUGGCCAGAAAAUCAAAGUAAAUGUGGUAUUGGCCAACAAAAAUUCUGGGAAACUUGUAUUUUCAGUGAAGCCAAAAGAGAAGGAAGAGUCAAUUCAGAGAAAAAGAAGUCUCAUGGCAAAACUUCAAGUUGGUGAUGUCGUGAAAUGCUGCAUCAAGAAAAUUACUUAUUUUGGUGUUUUUGUUGAGGUCGAAGGAGUGCCUGCACUAAUCCAUCAGUCAGAAAUUUCUUGGGAUGCCACUGUGGAUCCUUCUUCUUACUUUAAAGUUGGUCAGAUUCUCGAGGCAAAAGUUUACCAACUGGAUUUUGCACUUGAGCGUAUCUUCUUGUCAUUGAAGGAGAUUAUGCCAGAUCCAUUGAUGGAGACCUUGGAGUCAGUGGUUGGUGAUAAUCAGACCCUGGAUGGGAGAUUAAAGGCAGCAGAAGCAGAUACUGAGUGGGACGAUGUAGAAUCUCUUAUUAAAGAGCUGGAACAGACUGAAGGAAUCCAGUCUGUAUCAAAAGGUCGUUUUUUCUUGAGCCCAGGAUUAGCUCCAACAUUUCAGGUUUAUAUGGCAUCCAUGUUUGAGAAUCAGUACAAGUUACUUGCUCGGUCUGAAAAUAAAGUUCAGGAGGUAAUAGUUCAAACAUCACUGGACAAAGAAGAGAUGAAAUCUGUGAUUCUAAGAUGUACCAGCAGAGUAGGCUAGUCCUUUUCUACACCGUAAACUUGAAGAGUAUCACCAGAAAUUUUUGUAAAUG
This is a messenger RNA of Fragaria vesca subsp. vesca, 2722 nucleotides long. RefSeq lists its product as uncharacterized. Gene Ontology annotation, molecular function: nucleic acid binding. The record is from RefSeq and is a predicted model, not a curated record. NCBI's taxonomy places the organism in Eukaryota, Viridiplantae, Streptophyta, Magnoliopsida, Rosales, Rosaceae. Bases 1 to 2670 code for a protein of 889 amino acids. The transcript has 20 exons.